GGCGUCAAUUACAGCCAUCAUGAGCAAGAAGCGAGGACUGGACCAAAUGGAGCCGCAAGUAAGUGGUGACGACGAAAGUUUGGAAAUGGCGAAAAAAGUGAAACUCGACAGCGCACAAACCAGCAGCUUCAGCUCACAAAGCAAAAUGAAGGAGCCAGAAGUACCUGAGCGUGAGCCCAGUACGCCAAAUAAUUCUCGUUCAAAUUGGAGGUCAGACAUGGAUGAAGAACUAACUGACGAUGAAGAUACUCCUACUCCGGAAGUAAUUGAUGUGAGCUCUGAUGAGUCAAUGGCUGAUGUGAUGGAAGAAAUCAACCAAGAAGUGGAAGAAGAAGAAGAAGGCGAAGCAGAAGAAGGCCAAGAAGAAGUAGUAGAAGAAGUAGAAGAAGAUGAGGAAGAAGUUGAAGAAAUUAAAGAAAAAGUUGAAGAAGUGAGAGAAGUAACUCCGCCAAAAGACUUGAUCAACGGAAUGCCAAAGUAUAUGAAGAUUUUUGACAAAGUCAAGCUUACCCCAAAAGACAUAGAGCCCCUACGGCUUAGAUAUUAUGGCUGGCUGGAGCUAGCAGACAUUCCGUUUGAUAAUGCUCACAUCGGAAGCAGUUACUAUCCUCGAGAAGUAUUCACCUUAGCAGCUGAACUUGUUCAGAAAAGGAAAAUGUUGCACAUUGCGGAGCAUGAAAUGAUGAACAUGAGCGGGACAAAAGGUGUCAAACUAACUGAAAAAAUGCUUGCCUUUCUCACUUUUUUGCUUGUAAGAAUCAAAGUUCCGUCUGUCGGCAAGGAACAUUUCGAGAAGGCCGGCUGGUUUUUGGAACACCUUGCUCCUGAUGAUGUGGCAAAUGUGCUGCUGGACAUCAUCAAGGAUUACUUCUCCCAUGUCGAUCUGUUCAUGCAAGGCAAGAAAACCAAAGAACCAUUGUGGGAUUUGUCGGAGGAGUUCUACGAUCACAUGUUCGAGUCGAAUCCAACUCUUCACACCGAUUGCCUCCUUUUCUUGAUUUCUCUGAAGGAGUAUAUGGAGCCAGAACCAGAAGAAGAAGAAGAAGAGUAGCUCUGAGGUUUUUAUCUUUCGAAUAUACUGCUUCAUAAGACUUUCAGUAGUGUACAACUAAGAACACCUUACAAUUAAAUAUUU
This is a messenger RNA of Caenorhabditis elegans, 1135 nucleotides long. Its product is annotated as SCD domain-containing protein. The record is from RefSeq and is marked reviewed. The transcript has 4 exons. The coding region runs from base 20 to 1051 and encodes 343 amino acids. NCBI's taxonomy places the organism in Eukaryota, Metazoa, Nematoda, Chromadorea, Rhabditida, Rhabditidae.